Messenger RNA from Cavia porcellus (domestic guinea pig), 9645 nucleotides. RefSeq names its product putative adhesion G protein-coupled receptor F2P. The record is from RefSeq and is a predicted model, not a curated record. The transcript has 9 exons. Gene Ontology annotation, molecular function: G protein-coupled receptor activity. Gene Ontology annotation, biological process: cell surface receptor signaling pathway; adenylate cyclase-activating G protein-coupled receptor signaling pathway. Lineage: Eukaryota; Metazoa; Chordata; Mammalia; Rodentia; Caviidae. Gene Ontology annotation, cellular component: membrane. Bases 5247 to 7259 code for a protein of 670 amino acids.
AAGGGAGACAUACUCUUAGAGAUGAUGACAGAUUUAUUAUUUGAGUGUGUUUCUGUAGAACCCUGGCCCUAACCCUUAUUAACUGAUAGAGUCAGGGAUCUAUGUGAAGUACCUUGUAGCAUGCUGGACGUGGAAUUGAUUUAAAAAAACUGAAAGUUGCUAUUUCAUUGUUUUCAAGAACUUUUUUACAGUGUUGGUUAGCAUAUAAGUUAGGUAAGGUGAAGAGAAAGGAAGCCUCUUUUAAACACAGAGCCUCUUUCUUGGGUCCUGUCACUCAGGGUUGCUGCCUGCCUUGCCAACAGAGUGCACCUGCUUCAAAGUGAGUGAUGAGUUUACCAGAGAUGAGGUUCUCAGCACUGGAAACAGGAAAACCAGUGUCAGUGAGAAAACUACAAUUCAGACUUUUCUAUCAUCUGAGAAGUGGGGGUUUGCACGGAGAGCUUAGUAGCUCAUAAGGAGAUGGAAAUAGGAUCCAAAGGGUUUUGAACCUGCCCACAGCCUUCCUAGAGCCUGUUACCUGUUGCUUGGAUCCUCAGGCACAGACUUGCUCAUAAGUGCUGGAUUUCUGAACCCACCACUGAAAUGGUCCUAGGAAAGAGCAGAGGUGGACAAAGAGGACAGCAGGGGUCUGCCAGAGCGCUUCCUCGGGUGUGUGGGGCUGAUUCCUUGCUGGAAAUAGGCUGUAUCGGGCGUUAGGCUUUCUGAACAGAGAUGAACAGAAGGAAGCAGUGUGGAAAGUAGCUGUCAAGACAUUGCAGUUUAAAAAUCACAGUAAAAACCAAGUUGCUUUUUAUUGGCCUGUGUAAAGCUAGGCAGAAAAGCCUGGCAGUGCGGUGAGUGAGCUUCUUAUCCAUGCACUUGAGUUAAACCUUGCAACUGGUUCAUCCCAGUCUUUGCUCACAUGUUUGUGUGUGGAUACAGGUUACAGAUUUAGUGCUGUUCUAAGAAAUAGCAGUAGAUGGCAGUUGAACUCCAGUGGAUCUAUUAUUUUUCCAAUAAAGAUUCAAGAGAGAUUUGGGCAUGGGUGUUGAAAUAUUGAAGCUGAAUCUUAAAUCAUUACCAUAUUUGUUUUAUUGUUAUUUACAGAAUCAGCUAACUUCAUAUAAGGAAAGUAAACUUAGUAAUAGGUAUCUGGGUUUUUGUAUAGAUCCAAUAGGUUUUUCUGUUGUGCAUACUAGUGUGGUUAUGUUGCAAUGAUUGGUGUUCUUGCCUAUUAGAGUCCAAAACUUUAUUAAUUUGCAGUUCCUCCAAAAUUGUAUUGGUAUAGCUAAUACAAAGUACAGUAUUUUAAAUGCACUAAUAAUUCUUAACUAGAGGAAACCAUUUGCUAACAUUGCAUGGUACAGUGCAUUUUUAGAAAUAGACCUAAACACUUGAUCAGAAUGCCAAAUCCAGUUUGAUAUGACAGAAAUGGCUUAUUUCUAAAAUCACUUUAGCAUAUACAUUGAAACACUGUGGUAAACCACCACUGCAAUGAAAAACAUUCUACGAAUGAGAAAACCUGAUAAAAUAUUUCCUUUUAGAUGAAAUAAGCAACUACAGUUUCCAACAAAAAUCCUUCCUAAAAUGCUUAGAGAUUUGGACUUAAACGAGGGAGCAGUGUGACCUUUAGACCUCUGAUGAGCUGCCCCAGACUGCAGAUGCAGAUAUUGUCUAUUAGGUUUCAUAGUAUUAGGGAUGGAGCAUGGGCUUGUGCAUGAUAGGCAAGGGCCCCCAUUGAGCUGCACAUCCACCUCCUUUGUUUCCUUUUGAUCCUUGAGUUGCCCAGGCCAACCUUGAACUUGCAAUUCUAUGUCAGCCUACUGAACAGCAGGGAUUACGGGUGUGCACCUCCAGCGCAGAUUUCUUUAAAAGACCCAUGUCUUGGGUCUAAAUCCUGUUCAGUAGGAUAGCAGAGUGAAGGAGAUAAAGUGUGCUUACUCUGCUGGAUUAUGUACAUGGACUGCAAGAAGGGAGACAUACUCUUCGAGAUGACAUCAGGUUUAUUAAGAGUUCUCUCCUUGUUUAUCUCUGUGCUGUGCUUCAGUGAAUAACAGCAUUCAAUGGGGGCAUAGCUACAAGUGUCUUUAUAGAGAAGUAUAGAAGAUACAAGUGUCGUUACCAGUAUCUUUAUAGUCAAGUAUCUUUAUCAGAUGUCUAACAGAGAAAACAGUUGUUAUAAAGGACUGAAUAAAAUAUGUAUCAUAAGAUUUGUGUCACCAUCUGUUAAGUCACAAAGCUUUAGGAUAAUCUGUAUUGAUUCCCUAAAAACUAAAAAUUUUAAUUACAACGUAAGUUGGAAAUGCCUUUAAAGCUCUACCACUGAAAAAAGACAGCCAGGCCAGAUGGGACUGUAGUUUUGCUAACUGAUGUGGACAAGUUCCCGGUUCCUUUUGUGAAGCCAGCAUCACUUUAGUAUCUAAGCCUGUACAUUCUAGACUACUCCCACUCAUAAAGGUCUGGUACAGGAUGCUUAGUUGUCUUUGUGCUGUAUGUGAAUUUCUGAGAAGAGGGACCCAGUAGACAGAGAUGCACAGGUCAAGUGAGGUGCACCCAUUGGGUAGGUGAUGAGUGCCCAUGCUGACCCAGCCACUUCGUGAGCCUGUGUUUCUGCCGUUCCACUGCAAGUGCACAGCCGGCAGCAGCUUAGUAUUGGGAAAGGGGCUUUCCCAUGACACUGUGGACCAUGCUUGUGAACUGCUGAUCUUGGGUAACCUGAAAUGGCUCAAUCAGCAAACAUUUAGUAGACAAAUCAGAGAACCAAAGGUGGGGUUGGCUCUGCUCUUCCCCUGAUCUUCAGCCCCACUCCUGGCUUCCCAUCUUUUCCUUUCAGGUAUUCAGGUGUUCAGCUGGGCAGUCUCAAGGCCAUCACAGGAAGCACUUGCAGGAGCUCCACACACAACCUUACCACAUCUACUCCUUCCACUGCACUCCAAGGGAAUCACUUUGCUCAAGGUUUCAUCUUUAAAAAUAGGUAUGUCACCUAUUCAUGGCUGAGGUUGAUGCUGUGCUUAUCAAGGAUGACUGCAAACAGUCACUUUGGUCAUCUUAUCAUUCGGCCACCCUUUGUGGUUAGUGUCUCCCUUCUGGGACGGGAGAUGGCUCGGAAGGAUAAGCAGCUUGGCCCACACACCAUUCAGGGAUGAGAUUUGCAGCCCAUGCCUUUGACAGUAUGCCUUAUCCUGUACACUCUUGGAAAGUGAUGGGCACCCAAGGGAUAGGAUAGGGAGUCAGAGUUUUUCUACUUUCACUGUUUUUCUCUAGAUGAUAUGAACUCUGAGCAUCAAAUUUUCCUAUUGGUAAGAGAAUAGCUUUGAUGACCCAAUAGGUUUCUUUAUAUUUCUGUUACAUGAUCACAUGUAGGCAUUAAGGGAUCAUUUUUCAUUUCUUAGUGUACAUUUUUUCAAACAACUUUUGUGAUUUAUUCACCAAAAACCAAAAACCUUAACUCCCCAAAAGAAAUUGACUAGCCACUAGGUGGCAGACUAAGCUCAGCUCCAACUGUCUGUACAUUGCAGAUACCAGACACACAAGAAACCAGGGUAUUUGCAAAUAAAACCAUGGCUCCUGCCCAUUAAACGUAUCCCAGAACAACCUCAUCUGCCUGCCUAGCCUUGUCCAAGCACAGUGCUGCCUGGUAGAGGGAAGUGGGCGGGUUGUGGAAUUUGCCAGCCUGACUGUGUGCUUAGUAAUCACUUUGCAUUUUGUCUUUUGACUUAACCCAAGAGAUGUAAAAUAAGUUCUUGCCAUGACUUAUACCCCUUCCUUACUGUUCCACACUUGGAGAAAAAGGUGGCAGCCUGGUCAGGGUGAUAGAUUCACAAGUGUCCUGUCUUGUUGACUCCUGAGGACUUGAAUGCCUCAAAGAUUCCUGCACCCUGAAGGGUCCAGGGUUUUUUGCCAGGGACCCCUAGGGUUGUGUCUCCAUUCCCUCCUGUGUGGCACUCCUGCUCCACCCAGACCAGGAGAAGUUACAGAAUGUGGUCGUUGACUCCUCUCAAGAGAUCCGUGUGUCUAGUUGCAUUGAAUAGAUGUGGAAAAGUCAUGGCUUUGGAGUUGGAUUUAAAAGAGAAUGCGGUGGGGUUCAUUUAAAUCACCUGGGGACACUAACAGCAACAGCCAUGAAGGACAGGUUCCUGAGGACUGGCUGUGCAUGGUGCAGUGUCACCUGGAAGUUACAUGAGGGUUCCGGCUCAUGUAAGCCUAAUGUCUGGGGUCAAUGAACAGCUCAGCAUGUCUUUGGCAGCUUUGUGGGUGUGUAAUGUUACCAAGGACCAAGUGUUUUCCAUUUUCCCAUCCUCAACACAUUGGCAUAUGCCUCAUGGUUGCAAAGUGACUGCCCUAGCAGAGACAUCCCAUCCUUUCAUGGCUUCUAGAUCCAGAAAGGAGACAGGCAGGACAUGGGACUGAGAAUAAGAUGACUUUUUUUUCUCAUGUGGUUCUCUCAUUUUUCAAGAAAACAUCUUCCACAGCACUUCUCUUGCCCAUAGCAGAUAGAAGUGGUUGUCUCCCUACUCUGUUCAGGGCUCACAGAGGGCCUGAUUUUUCUCAGCUAGCCAAAACCAACCAUGAGUCAUCACAGCUGGGUUUUAACAAAUAGAAGGCAGCAUGGGUUAGAGUCUUUGAAUAAUGACAAUCUCUUUGGGAGAAGGCUUUUCUAAGCUGAAACCAGAAGGUGGAACGAGGCUCAGGCUGUGUUAUCCCGAGCCUGGUCGUGGGGAUCCCAAUAAGACAGGAGAUGCUCAAGGAAAUGAGCCAGCUGGGGUUCGACUGCACCACAGUUGGAGCAUCAUCAUGGCAGAAAGGUGGGCUGAGGUGCUUGGGGGCUGCACUGGUGGGCCCUGCUCUGUUAGGGGACCAGGCCCUGCCUUUUCCAGGUCCAGAACCCCUGCUCUGUCUGCUCACCCAUAAAUGGUUUGGGCUCGGGUGGCUUCCAAGGUCAGGUACCUCCCACACCCCCCACAGACCCUAUGCCCCCACUGCAGCCUGGAUCCUCCCUAAGAUAGGCUGCGCUCCUGGGAGCAUCUAUGGGUGUCACCCAGCUAUGACUCACCUUUGCCUAGCUCCCACCCUCAGAAGCAGGACUGGUCUGACAGGCCCAGGUGCCUCUGCAUUGUCCGGCUGCCUCAGUGGCAGCCCAGUCUCAGAGCUUCUGCUGAUGUGGACAGAAAUACGACGAUCAGGAGCUCCAGGCCACAUCUCCAGCCCUAGGGAGAGUCAGGGUCUCGUACCUCAGUGCUGGCGGUUGUGAAGCGAGAAGUUCAGCCAUGUGGAAGGUAAAGACUUGUAUCUUUUUAUUGUGCUGCCUGGAGUUUCUUCUGCCCACAGGGUCCUGUCGAAAACUGUGCCAGGCUGCCAGAAACAGCAAAAAGAAGGAGUCUUCCAGGCCAGGGGAGGUGUGCACAGGUGUCUGUGUAGCUGGUUCCCUAUGCAGCAAGUUGUGCCCGCCGGGCACUGAGGGAAGCAUGGGAUUUGUCUGCAGGAAGCAGCGAUGGCACAAGGUCAAUGAGACCUGCCGUACCCUUAAUGUCCACAGCAUCUUUGAGGAGAAGUCGACAGUCUACUUUCAAGAUAUGAAUGUCAACAAAUCUCCUGGGAAGUCAGAGACCAUUGCCCACAGAGUACUUCAGGAGUGCCCAGUUGAUCUGUCCUGUGUGACUGGCAAAAUCGUGCAGUCUCCCCAGCUACCUGGAAACAUCGAGGUCAUUGUGCAGCUCUUACACAACAUAUCCACAGAGCUCACGACAGAGGUGGAUGAGCCUAAGAUGAAAAGUUACAGCGCCAUGGCCAACCACAUUCUGAACAGCAGCAGCAUCUCAAACUGGACCUUCAUUCCUGAAAGAAACAGCAGCAGUGUCCUGCUCCACUCAGUCAACUCCUUUGCAAAAAAGCUACAGAUACGCAAGAAUCCCAUCAACAUCCAAGACUCCUUUAUUCAUAUGAUGGGCUCCAUGAUACCUGCAGACAGUGAGGGGAUGAAUUUCACUUUCUCCAUGCCUGUUGAUGAAACCAGCAGGCCUGUCAUGGGCAGUGUCCUGAGCAGUGGAGAGGAGCUGAAGAUGGUGCCUUCCACUUCUCAGAUCAUUUGCAUCGCUUUUCCUACACUAGGAGCCAUUUUGGAAGCCAGUCUUUUGGAAAAUGUCAUUGUGAAUGGCUUUGUCUUCUCUGUCUUCUUGCCUGAGAAACUUAAAAGAAUCUCACUGCAUUUUGAAAAGAUCCACAAAUCAGAGGAGAGGAAGACCUACUGUGUGGGCUGGGAUGAGCUGGAGAACAGAUGGAACCGCAAAGCCUGUCGGAUGGUUGAAGUGAGCUCCCAGCAUGCUGUCUGCCAGUGUUGGCCAAACAAGCUGUUCACCUCUUUCUCCAUUCUUAUGUCACGCCACACCCUGGCGAGCCCAGUUCUGACUUAUAUCACAUACACAGGCUUGGGCAUUUCGAUUUGCAGCUUGAUCAUUUGCCUAUCCAUUGAGAGUUUGGUCUGGUGUCAAGUGACAAAGACAGAAAUCUCCUAUUUACGUCACUUGUGCAUUGCCAAUGUGGCGGCCACCUUACUGAUGGCUGAUGUGCUAUUUAUCUUGGCUUCCUUUCUUAGUGGGCCUGAGACACACUACAAUGCAUGUGUGGCAGUGACAUUUUUCAUUCAUUUCUUUUACCUUUCGGUGUUUUUCUGGAUGCUCGCCAAGGCACUCCUUAUCCUCUAUGGAGUUCUGAUUGUUUUCCACACUCUGCCCAAGUCAGUCCUGGUGGCUUCUCUCUUUUCAGUGGGCUAUGUAUGCCCUUUGGUCAUUGCUGUUAUCACUGUCGGUGUCACUGAACCUGCCAGAGGCUACCUACGGGCUGACGCCUGUUGGCUCAACUGGGACAUGACCAAGGCCCUCCUGGCCUUUGUGGUCCCAGCUCUGUCCAUUGUGGUAAUAAACCUGGUUGUCAUCACAGUGGUCAUCAGCAAGGCCCGGCGAGUUUCCUCGGGGAGCUCCAUGUUUGAGGAAGUGCGAGCCAUCAUGAGAAUCAGUAGGAACAUCGCUGUCCUCACACCACUGCUGGGACUGACCUGGGGCUUCGGGAUUGCCAUACUCAUCGAUGACAGCUCCUUGGCCUUCCACAUCAUCUUCUCCUUGCUCAAUGCAUUCCAGGGCUUCUUCAUCCUGGUGUUUGUGACAAUCCUGGAUCCGAAGAUCCGAGAAGCCUUAAAGGGUCGAGUAAACUCUGCAAAAUGGAUCUCCAGGAUAUCAGAGGUCACUCCCCCAGAAAUGGCAGUGCCUGGUGGAAAAUCACAGUGAUUCUUGCCUUCCACUCUCUGUGGAGUGGUGGAAAGGAGAAGCAUGGGAGGAUGGAGACCACCCAACCUGCCCAUCACCUGUAAAUACCUACAUGACUCUGAGUGUCCCCUCAGAGAUGGAGUGGACCCCUUGCAAGAUCAGGAUCACGGUCUCCUUAGCACCUCUGCCUCCAAGCCAUGGGCCUCAUUCAUCCAGAGGAAGCAGUUGGGUCUUAUCUUUGGCCAACGUGGCCUGGGAAUUUAUCUGCCAGAAUUUCGCAUCUGUGGAGGGAGAAGCUCAUAAAUAGGCACUGAAAGUUGAGGGCUGAAUGGACUAAAUCAUCGCUGGCUUUUUUUUUUUUCUAUGAUAGAAGCGAACUGCCAGCAUCUCCUACUCUGUCAAAGUUCAGUCAAUGGUCAGGCUAGUUGGGCUCAGAUGCCAUUGUCUUGUUCUUGAGCCAUAUGCAAACCAUAGAGGUAGUGCCUGAAAAGAUGCCUAUUUUAACAAGAUAAAAACCCAGAGAUGUGACUCACAGGUUAUCAAUGGCUGAGAGAAGGAGGAAACAUACUCUACAUUUUACUCACGCGUCCCCAAAUCAACAAUAUGUGUGUUUGAUAUCCAGGAUGGGGAAGGGGAAAUGUGUUUCAGAGAUAAAGCUGCUCAUUUUCAGAACUGUGCAUGUAAACAAUCUGGCAUUCAAGGCAAAGGUCACCUGGGAGAGAACCCUACUUUGGUCUGAAGCCUUUUACAGAGUCGUAUUCAGGUAUCUGCCACUGCAAGAAGCCAGGAGAUAAAGUCACAGGGCAGGCAGGAACCCUAAUAGCUUUACUGAGAUGCCAUGUCCAUUAAGAGACACUGAGGUCCCUCGGUGGAUGGGCAGGGCCCCUCUCCCUCUCUUUGUAUCUUUUUCCAUAGAGAAUCUUUUUCUAAGUAGGCAAGUUUGAGAAGGUAAAGAGGACAAUCAGAAGGUAGGGAGAUUCCUUGCCCUGGACAGAGUUUUUGUUCCAGUGAUUGCUCACACUGAAACAACGAUGUCAUUUCUAGAUAGACCGCAAGAAUUGUCUCAGUUCACCAGUGCACCCUCAGGGUCUCCCUUGUAGGCACAGCUUUGGCUUGGCCUCAGGCACAGAAUUCUGCACAGAGAAGUGGCACUCACACAAAGCCAGCACCUUGCAGGGAGUAUGGGUCUCAGAAAGCGAGCCAGUGAGGGGACCCUGCAUGUGGAAAAGUCUUAGCAAGAAGUCCACUUGUUCCACUGUAGGAUGAGCAUGGAGCAGACAGGGAGGACCUGGUCUGUGACCCUGCUGGGCCAUCAGCAGCCCCGUUGGAUGGGAAGCCCUAAGCUCUGGCUUACCCACUUCCUCAAGUAGGAUGAGGGACACCCCAAUGAGGCUCCCUGCUAACAAGGGAGGCCCAGGGAGCCAACAGGGAACGCCUUGAAGAAGCCAAUGUCCUCAUUCCCAACCCACUCUGCACCUCCUGAAAGGAACUGCUGGGUCAGGCUGACUCUGCUGACCCUCAGUAGUGACGCUGGGUCCUCUCAGGCCUCCCAGGGAAGUGACAUGGCUAGGGCCAGAGGGAAGCCUGCUGCUAACAGUGUUAAAGGCAGACUCUAGGGCAGAACAUGAAUUUUGGUCUAUCCCUGGGAAAGUCAUUCAGAUUUGGGCUUCGGUUGUAUGAACUGAACGUAACAGAGCCAACCUCGUAGGAUGAUCAUACGGAUUAAAUGAAUAAAUGUGGGUGAAUUGUUUAGCAAAGUACUUGGCCAGUAAUAAUUGCUCUUUAAAAUUUAUAUUUGUUUAUUAUUGUAUCUAUGACAGCCCCUUCCAAAUGCAGAGAUGUGCAAAUGCACGCAUGGCCUUUUGCAUAGGCUUGGACAUUCAUACCCGCCUAGGAACGAGUUAACUGAUUUCUAAAUAAAAGAAUUAGACUUCUGACUUGCUGUGUUCAAUGUUAGGGUUUCCAGCCAGUGAAAUCUGCAGUGUCCCAUGGAAUGAGGGUUUCACCCAGGAUCACCCUGGUUGAACAAGGCUCCCUUCUCCGUAGGGUACGGUGCACACCCCUGGGGGUUGCCCCGCUUGGUCUCACCUCCUGCCUUCUCUGGGAAACCUUCUCUGGUUUGUGCAGCCAGAAACACCCAUUCUCCCCAGUCAGCUGUCAUAUUAUUUAUAAUCUGUUCCCCUCAUGGUAUGUUAGUAUUUAUUUUUAUGUUGUGUGUUCCUUUGGUCUUUCUGCAUGCCUAUAAAAAUAUAGUCUCCUGGAUAAGGCAGUGAAUUUUGAGGAGCAAGCCUGUGCCUUCUCUUCUUUGCUGUGUUCCUUACAUUUCUCUGUAUGUUUGUACUGCAAGGUGCAUCAUAUGCAUGAUGUGUAACCUCACUGAAUUCAAUAAAUUCUUCCAAUUGCACAA